Molecule: messenger RNA, 2526 nt
Organism: Nicrophorus vespilloides
Lineage: Eukaryota; Metazoa; Arthropoda; Insecta; Coleoptera; Silphidae
Exons: 6
Coding region: 84-2510 (808 amino acids)
Source: RefSeq, a predicted model, not a curated record
CUUCAGUGCGAUCCGCAAUUCAAACAGGAAAAAAACGAAUUCUGUCAGGCCCGGUGUUUUCUUCUUGGUUGUUUCGCGAGAAAAUGGAAUUAACAGCGGAUUUCAUGACGAUCCAAGGGAUUUUCAAGACCAUCGCCAACUCUACCGGUGAUCUGACCAGAUUCAGGCACAGAGGAGGUAAUGAAGAGGUAAUUGAUUUGAUCUGCAAGGAUGUCAAGCAGUUCCUCUUUGCAAAGCAGUAUUUGAAAGGGGAGAACAACCCGAACAUGGAGUCUCUGCAGCAGCUGCGCAACAUUGCCAUGUUUUUAAUUUUGAACACUGAUUUUAAUACAACAGUCGCUAUAAAGGAACACGAGCAUCUGAUGAAUGUGAUGCCAAAGAUUUCCAAAUGCAUUUUAAUCAAUCUCAUUGUUGAGCUAGAGCUUGUUGAGUGCUAUGUUGUUAUUAUAGACUCGUUCCCAUUGCCCACAAGCAUCGAACUAUUUGAUGAAGCCAUCUUCUGUUUGAGGAAGACUCACUCUGCCAAAGUGCUUAAGCAUACUUUUAUUAUAAUAAGAGAAAUAAUUAGGAAAAUAAACUCAGUUGACGUGCAUCAGGUGCGAGAUAGCGUAGAGAAGUUUGGAGAUGUCGUUACGCAAUUGCUGAUGCAAAUAUCCGGAUUCGAUCCAGAAGCUGUGCAAGGUUGGAAACGUGAACAACUGUACAAGCACAUCGGUUAUACUAUAUUAAAGUUGCUGAAGUUGUUGCAGUACUGUGAUAUUGGAAACGUGGGUUUAACGAGAAUCGUAGGGUCUUUAAUUGAAGCGGCUUCUUCUGUAGCGAGAGCCAUCACUUUGAACAUCUACUGCUCGUGGGCGGAGGAGGAACACGAGGGAAACGCACUGCAGAUUUACAUAAACUCUGAAGCAUGUUUGGUGGUGGAGAAGUAUAUGAAGUAUGAACCAGCCAAGGAGUUGAUUCAAUACUUGGGGCCCAUCGCGAAGAAGCCGAAGAGUGUGAAAGAGCUGCUUCGCACCGCAACUGAUGAUGAUAUCAUCAAGAUGAUCAACAGGGUCGACAAAGAUCAGAAACUGUGCUUCACCACACUUCUGAAUACGAGGAUAUUUCAUAGCAAAAACGUUAUGGAAUGCAUCGAGAAGUGGUCUCAUCUUUCAGAUAUAGACGAUGUCAGUCGCAUGAUAACAUGCGCCAAAUACUACGAUAAUCCCGAUGCUAAAAAACUGAUCUUGAAGUGCGCUUCGCAUCUCUCCGUUGAGGAUUUAACGAUGACCUUAAUUCGAUACUUCAAUCUCUACGGAUUCGUCAAGAAUUUGCUCGUAAACAAUUGCAAGAGCGAGUUGACGCUCUUACUGAACCGUAUCAAUCAAACGAAAGAACGUAAUUUAUCAUUGGACGAAUUGGAAUCUGGAUCGAUUAAAGAGAUACAGCUCUUGUUGUUGCAGAAUCCGGAAGAGGUCAUAUUCAUUUUAUACAGUGAAUGCAUUAAGAACAUGGUAUACACGUUUUGGUUGAAGCAUUGCUUCGCGGCUAUAGAGAACGUGCUGAAGAUCGAUCAUAUUGCUGUAAGGAUGUUGCACAAGGCCUACAAAAACGACGGACCAAAACUCGAGAACUUAAAGGGUUUUAUUCACUUGAACGAGAUGCUCCUUGAUACUGGCUGCAUUAGCAACGAGGAGUUAUUUGAGCAGGUUAUUAGGAAUUUAUUGGAAGAGGUAUUCAAUGAGCAGAAGAUCGAAGAAUUCAAGUGUUUGCUGGCCAUACUAUUGGAGCUGAAAUUUGGAGGUAUCAAUAACUUCUUCAAACAAGACUUCAUAUUGUUCCUUUUGAACGCUCUGGAGAAAUUCCGCUGUCAAUACGCAGAAUUCACUUACCUUAACAUGGAGAUCACCGUGGCUAUCACUGAAAUCUUCAAGAAUCUCCGCGGCAAACAAGAUUUGAAUCUGGAAAAAACUUAUAAUCCUUUGAACAAGUUUUACGUGGAUUGCGACAACUCCCUGUAUCUCAGUUACGUGUUUCCCGACUUCACCAUCGACCACUAUGGUGAUGCUGUCUCCAAACUGAUUAAGCUUCUAUCUAGAUGCGUUUCCAACGAGUGGUUAUUAAUCACAACUGAAUUGAAAUCUCGCUUUGAAGCAGGUUUGGCUUUGGAAAUCCUCACAGAUUCCUUGAUACUGAUCUGCCAGGUCACCGACACCCAAACCGAGGCAAACAACCCUACGAUAUUUAACUCGCUGAAGUAUUAUUUGAGUAGCUACGGGAUUUCAGCUAAGUACUUGCAGAGUGCCGAAAACUCGCAGACUUUCGAAAUUCGCUUGAUACGCAAUGUGCUCAGGUUACUUCCCUGUAUACCGCAAGUGAUCAGAUUCAGCGAAGGAGUGACUCUGCUUACUUUGCUAUCGGAGGAGGCACUCAGGAGUUUAGCUCACGACAGGGAGUUCGUGUGUUCCUUGCUCGAAAUCAAGGAUAUGCAAUUGACUCAGCAGAUCGCCAAGAAGAUGAUUGUUAAGUGAAUAAUGAAACAGAGUA